Molecule: messenger RNA, 2945 nt
Organism: Sphaeramia orbicularis (orbiculate cardinalfish)
Lineage: Eukaryota; Metazoa; Chordata; Actinopteri; Kurtiformes; Apogonidae
Gene: atxn2l
Product: ataxin 2-like
Biological process (GO): cytoplasmic stress granule assembly
Cellular component (GO): cytoplasmic stress granule
Molecular function (GO): mRNA binding
Source: RefSeq, a predicted model, not a curated record
AUGGAACGCCCCCGGUGCCGUGUUUUGUUGUUGUUUUCCGCGGCGCACCGUGUUCGGCCUGUCAAACCGACGGACUUUUCGGUGGGAUUACGGGGAUGCUAAUGACUAAAAAGACGAGGAUCACGAUGAAACCUCCGCCACAGAGUCCGUCAGCUCCUGUCAGCAACCUGAUGUUUGAAGGUGUUUACAACAACGCCCGCAUGCUUCACUUUCUCACUGCCGUUGUGGGUUCAACAUGUGACGUUAGGGUGAAAAACGGCAGUGUUUACGAAGGAGUCUUUAAAACUCUGAGCUCCGAGUGUGAGUUGGCUGUGGAUGCUGUUCAUAAACUCAGUGAUGGAGGAGGAGGUGUUGAAGGAGGCGGGUCUCCGUGGCAUCCACAGGUGGAGGACAUCACAGACACCAUGGUCUUCAGUCCGUCGGACCUGGUCACCAUGACCUGCAGAGACGUCGACCUCAGCUUCGCCGUCAGAGACUCGUUCACUGACCCGUCCAUCGGCUCAUCUCGUCUGAACGGAGAUCACAGAGAAAAGGUUCUGCAGAGAUGGGACGGAGACGGAAAUGGGGACAACUAUGAGCUGGAAACGGAGACGUCCAACGGCUGGGACGCCAACGACAUGUUCAAGUUCAACGAGGACACGUACGGCGUCAAGUCCACAUAUGACUCCAGUCUGUCCUCGUACACCAUGCCUCUGGAGAGGGGGAACUCCGAGGUUUUCCGCCAGCGAGAAGCUCGAGCUGUUCGUUUGGCAAACGAGAUCGAGGGCAGCGCCCAGUACCGCCGCCGGGUGUCCCUGGAGAACGACGAGGGACGCAGCGACGAGGACAAGUACAGUGCCGUGGUCCGAGAACGGGACAACAGGGGCGGAGCCAGCACCAGGGAAGGUAAAUACCUCCCUCUGCCUCAAGGACUCGGACAUCUUGAGGGCGGAGCCUGCGGUCAACCCUCGGCCCCUCCCACCUCCUCCCCUAAAGCGUACUCUGAUAGGAGCAGCCCCCUGUCCGUCAGACCUGCAUCCUCCAGUCCUCGCUCUGCCCACGUCCUCCCUCACUCCCUGUCUCAUCCUCAGGCGCUCAACGACUCACACGUCAACGGAGUGUCCUCCAGAACGUCUCCUCAGUCCCACCAUCCCCACGUGAACCGGACCCAGAACCAUCGGACCCUGGUGUCUCACUCGUCUCCUGCAGCGUCUCAUGCCCCAAAACCGGACGUCCCUCCUCACCUGGACUCCUCCCCCUCUGUUACCGCAGCAACCACCACCUCCUCCUCCUCUCUCUCUGGCUCCGCCCCUCUGUUCCCCGUCGACGUGAAUGAAAUUCUGAACUCGGCUUCGAAGGACAGAACGGACUCUGGUUCUGGUCCACAGGAUGGAAAGAACAGCAGAGCGCCGUUGGUCCAACAGAGGUCUCAACUCGAGGAACUUCGCAAGUUUGGCAAAGAGUUCAGACUUCAGUCCAGUCUGUCAUCUGUGGACCUGCCCCUUCCUCCUCCUGACUCCGCCUCUCCUCCUAAACCCUUUGAUCUGCAGCCCAGUGCAGAGAUGGCUCCACCCACCUCCACAUCUGCAGCCGCUGUGACCCCGCCCUCCUCAGGGUUGGGGUCCGAGGUCAGUCAGAGCAGGACUCCUCGGUCCACGCCCCUCAGCUCUGACGAGUCGAGUUCGGAGAUUAACGAGCGAACUGAGGCGGCGGCGGCGACAACGCAGGUGAAGAACUCGACGCUGAAUCCAAAUGCUAAAGAGUUUCAGCCGGUGAAAGGACCCUCCGCUGUGAAGUCCGCCUCGGCUCCACCCCCUCCUCGGCCAACUCCGCCCAGUCCCUCCAUGGUUCUGAACCCUUCUCCUCCUGCAGGACAGCCAGGAGGCGGAGCCAUCUACAGCGGCCCACCCGGACCCUACUUGUCCUACAUGUCCCCCCUCCCUCUCCAGGGACACUCCAUUCAGGGUCAGCUGUACCAGUACGCCAUGUCCUCAGUGACCCAGGGGAAGUACCCCCGCCCCAAAGGUGCGGUGGUCUCCUCCCGUCCUGACCAUGGCUCUUCCUCCUCCUCCUCUUCCAUCAUCUCGGCACCAUCUGCUGGACCUCCUCUGGUGCCUCCUUACGCCCAGUCCUACCUUCAGUAUGGACAGGUGAUCCAGACCGUGGCUCCGCCCUACCACGGACAGGCAGUUUACUCGAUGCUUCACGGUGGGACCAGGUUGCUGACGUCUGGAGCACCGCCCCCUCAGCCCAUGGGUCCUCCUGGUCAGCAGUACCCUGGUCCGACCGAGGGUCCGGGGGGUCCUCAGCAGGGUCUGUACGCCGCUCCGUCGUUUUCCCACCACUCGGGCGCCAUCCACCACCCCCCGCCCUCCCCCACACCCACCGGGACCCAGGCCCCACCCCAGCACCCGGCACCCAGUCCAGGACACAGUCAGUCUCAGACUGGUCAAGCUCCGCCUCCGUCCAUGUUCCACUCCGGAGUGCUGUCCACGCCCACCCCGCCGGGACACGCCUCCACCCAGACCCCCUACCCGGUCCAGGGUUACAGCCUGAACCCACAUCAGACCCUGGCUCAUGGGUUCACUUCAAUCAGCCAGAUCACACAGGCUCAUGUAUCUGCAGGUUAUCUGGACCUCAUCACUCAGCGGGUCAUGGACACCCCCCCGUCAUGCUGCACUACGCCUCCCCCAGCAGACUGGUGGCUCCGCCCCCAGCAGGGGGUGUCCCAGCACUUCUAUCGGACCCCACCAAGCGAUCCAGGUUCAGACUCACCCCUCCCAGACACUGACCUUUCCACCCCUCCCCCAACUGAAGCCUCGCCACAUUCCCACCGAUUGCCCAGCACAGACGGAGACGGUCAAGCUGAAGCUUCAGUCGUGUACGCACAGACUGAGCCCUGACGAUGGUCGCCAUGGAAACCACAGACUGUUUUACAGAAGAUCAUGAAUAAAACUGAACUUUUA